This is a messenger RNA of Clarias gariepinus (North African catfish), 698 nucleotides long. Its product is annotated as transcription factor HES-5-like. The coding region runs from base 195 to 668 and encodes 157 amino acids. Gene Ontology annotation, molecular function: protein dimerization activity; RNA polymerase II cis-regulatory region sequence-specific DNA binding; DNA-binding transcription factor activity, RNA polymerase II-specific. Gene Ontology annotation, biological process: regulation of transcription by RNA polymerase II; regulation of neurogenesis; anterior/posterior pattern specification. The record is from RefSeq and is a predicted model, not a curated record. Lineage: Eukaryota; Metazoa; Chordata; Actinopteri; Siluriformes; Clariidae. The transcript has 2 exons. Gene Ontology annotation, cellular component: nucleus.
GUAACACAAGACAAACCGGGUCAUCACUGCUGUGUUUUUGUUCUCUUGUAAUUAUCCGUCAGCGUGGGAAGAAGACAAGUCUUGUGUUUCUGGGGUCGUUAUUUUGGGUAUAAAUACAGACUCACGUGCAUGAGUUGUCGUUUUUUUUUUUUUUUUUUUAAAGUCUGCGGUUUGUUCUGUACGAUAUUAUAGAAAUGCAGCCCGUUUGUACAAACGCGGAUCCUGCACGCGCGGGGACAGAAGAUAAACCUCAUAAAGUCCUGGUAGAGAAAAUGCACCAAAACCAAAUUAACAGCAACAUCAAGCAGCUAAGGAUGAUUUUAUAUCCGCUCAUGCAGAUACCUGAAGAACAGGCUGUCAAACUGGAGAAUGCUGACAUUUUAGAAAUUGCUGUGACGUUGCUCAGGCAGAAGGCCUGUUCGCAUGCAAAUUCAAGUUUUGCAUGUGGCUUCUCACAGUGUUUGCAUGAGAUGCUGCGCCAUGUAUCUCUACACGCUUACCUGCCACCAAAAGACAGAGAAGAAAUCAAACGUUUCUAUGUGCUGCAGAGAACAAGUCUGAGGCUGGGCUCAGUGUUUCCAAAUAACUGCCCCAUUUCUUACAGAUCACUGAAACGAACAGCAUCCAGGAACCGAGUGACACUAUGGAGACCAUGGAAGACAAAUUAACAGUGUGUGCAGUCCAGCCUCCUAUUUAUC